This is a messenger RNA of Pestalotiopsis fici W106-1, 636 nucleotides long. RefSeq lists its product as uncharacterized. Gene Ontology annotation, cellular component: cytosolic large ribosomal subunit; ribosome. NCBI's taxonomy places the organism in Eukaryota, Fungi, Ascomycota, Sordariomycetes, Amphisphaeriales, Sporocadaceae. Gene Ontology annotation, molecular function: structural constituent of ribosome; RNA binding. Gene Ontology annotation, biological process: translation. The transcript is spliced from 5 exons. The record is from RefSeq and is a predicted model, not a curated record. The coding region runs from base 1 to 636 and encodes 211 amino acids.
AUGGCGAUCAAGCACAACAACCAGAUCCAGAAGAACCACUUCCGCAAGGAUUGGCAACGCCGGGUCCGAACCCACUUCGACCAGGCUCCCCAGAAGAUCCGCCGCAGAGCUGCUCGUCAGGCCAAGGCUGCCGCUGCCGCCCCUCGCCCCGUCGACAAGCUCCGCCCCAUUGUGCGAUGCCCGACCAUCAGAUACAACCGCCGCGUUCGUGCCGGCCGUGGUUUCUCCCUGGCUGAGCUGAAGGCCGCUGGUAUCCCCAAGCAGUUUGCUCCCACCAUCGGUAUUGCCGUCGACUUCCGCCGCCAGAACCUGAGCGAGGAGACGCUGGCCGCCAACGUCGCCCGCCUCAAGGCCUACAAGGAGAAGCUUGUUCUCUUCCCCCGCAAGGCCGGCAAGCCCAAGGCCGGUGACAGCAAGGACGUCGACGUCAGCAAGACCGUCUCGUCCCUGGCCGCCGCCCUGCCCAUUGUCCCCGUCUCCGAGGGUGUGUACGAGAUCAGCAAGAACGACGUCCCCAAGGCCGUCGAGGGUGGUGCUUACACCAAGCUCCGCCUCGAGAGAAGCAACAAGAGACAGCAAGGCCAGCGGGAGAAGCGCGCCCGGGAGAAGGCUGAGGCUGAGGCCAACAAGAAAUAA